UAAAGGUGAGGCUCUGCUCUCUGUAUGGUGAUUUCUGCAGGAACGGACCUGGAUUUGCAUCCAAUCAGGUGAGGCGCUGGCAGCCAUGCAGGAGAUAAUCGCUGGGUUUGAGAAGUUCACCUUUGACCUGGAGAAGGAUGUGGACGGUCAGAGGGGAUCCUUUGUGCUACCCUUCCCCGGCAUGGACAAGUCCGGGGCGGCCGUCUGUAGCUUCUUCAGUCGGGGAUUAUGCCGAAAAGGUGCCAUGUGCCCGUUUCGUCACCUGACCGGGGAGAAGACGGUGGUCUGCAAACACUGGCUGAGGGGACUGUGCAAGAAGGGGGACCAGUGCGAGUUCCUCCACGAGUACGACAUGGACCGCAUGCCCGAGUGCUACUUCUACUCCAAGUUCGGGGAAUGCAGCAACAAGGACUGUCCCUUCCUGCACAUCGAUCCGGCCUCUAAAAUCAAAGACUGCCCGUGGUACGACCGAGGAUUCUGCAAACACGGCCCGGCAUGUAAACACCGACAUACCCGCAGAGUGAUGUGCAUCAACUAUCUGGUCGGCUUCUGUCCGGAGGGCCCCCGAUGUAAAUAUGUCCACCCUAAAGCCGAUUUGGUUCUUUGCAGUCCUGACCAUCCGAAGAAUGCCGCGGCUCCGAUGAGACUGCCGGUGUCCUCCCUCCCGUGUGACCCGGAGCCCAUGUCCAAUCACAAGCACCUGGUCAUGGACCUCCCCCACCUCUCACACCUGACCGUCAUCAGCAUGAUGCAGGAACGAUUCCGCAAGAUGCAGGAGAACCCCUGCGGGGGCCUGAGGCCCCUGGAGCAAGUCACAUGUUUUAAGUGUGGCGAUAAAGGUCACUAUGCCAACAAGUGCCUCAAAGGUCGUUACGCCUUACUGAUAAGGAAGUGAAGAGGUAACCCGGAAUUCGCCAGUUCCGAAUCCACCAUUUGCUGACGGACUUCUCUCGUCUUUUUGGGGUAAAAAGGUAGCAGCACCGGAAUGGACAGAUCCAUAGACACGUCACACCUGUAUGGACACCAGAAACCAAUCUGCACCCCUUAUGUAUGUAUAUUAUCUCUUCUAAGCAGCCCGCUUCUCCAGUCUGAACCCCAAAACCAGGAGGAGGAGGAGGAGGAAGGACCGUCCAAUCACAGAUCACCAAAUUCUAUAUCUUUAUCAAAAUAAAUAAUAAU
This is a messenger RNA of Rana temporaria (common frog), 1179 nucleotides long. Its product is annotated as putative cleavage and polyadenylation specificity factor subunit 4-like protein. Lineage: Eukaryota; Metazoa; Chordata; Amphibia; Anura; Ranidae. Gene Ontology annotation, molecular function: RNA binding; zinc ion binding. The record is from RefSeq and is a predicted model, not a curated record.